CUAUGACAUGAUAACUGGAGGCUCAUAAAUAAUUUAGAGGCUGGCAAAUUUGCCUUAGCAGUUUGCCGUCAUGGGCUCCUCGAAAAGCAAAGAGGAAAAGGAGGCACAAAGCAAACAAAGCAAGAAAACGAGCACCCAAGUGACCAACACUGAUCAUGGAUUUUCUCAAAAUAAUACUGCCACUAGUUUCCAGCGCACGAUAACUACGCAGCAUAGCUAUUCUAGCUCUCUCGCAUCGACCCAACUACAAGGCGAUGUUCAAAGAUCUGUUCAAUCAGUUUCUCCACGAUUUGCUAGUAAUACCAUUUCACCAGCAAGCAAUAUUGGUUCAGUGUUUCAAUUUGACAAUCCAACAUGGCGGGCUGGACAUUCAGGCACGGUUUCGGGUUUCCCGACUAAUUCACAACCUUCAAGGCCAGCUAUACCAUCAUAUACCCCCGCUGUUAGAGGUCCUUUAGGACAAUAUUCAUCACCGGUAUCAAGAUUGAGGACCUUGUCAACUCCAACAUUGGAAACCAGCCGGGCAACGCCCCGAAUGCAAUACGAUCUAGAUGUGAGACCAAUUAUUGACAUUAGAAUAAAGAAAAAGCCACAAUUAAUUAAAGAAAUUAAAGGCGGCAUUCCUAUGUAUAAUACAAUCGGGCCUAGACGGGGUAAGUCUUUGAUCAUCAACAACAUCAAAUUCAAAACAAAACCUCGAAGUGGUGCCGAAUACGAUGGCAAAAAUUUGUUCAAUCUUUUCAAAGCUUUAAAUCUUGAUCCAAAGACAAAGAACAAUUUGAAAGCUAAUGAAAUGAAAGUGUGUCUGGAAGGUUUUGCAAAGAGUCCCGGACUGGAUAAAGUUGAUAUGUGUGUUAUUGCAAUCAUGAGCCAUGGGACGGGAACCAUGGACGCACAGACGGAAAUUACCGGUAUUGACAACGAAACAGUUACGAUUUUCGAUAUAAUUUCAUAUUUUUCGAAAGACAACUGCCCCAGUUUAUACGGGAAACCAAAAAUAUUUAUAUUUCAAUGUUGCCGGGGUGAAGACCAGUUGGUUGAGCACGAUGCCCAGCCAAUGAGACCCCUUAAUUGUGGUGACAUGCUGUUGGCUUAUGCAACUAUGCCAGGUUUCGUAUCUUACCGAAAUGUCGAGUUGGGUUCAUACUUCAUUAGAGAGAUUUGCAACGUUUUUAUGAACCAUGCGUGUGAUACUCAUUUAGAAGAUAUGCUUAAGAAAGUGGGAGAAAGCGUUAAGGAAAAAUUAGGUUCCAAACGACAAUUGACUUCCUAUGAAAACCUGUCAUUUAAAAACUGCUAUUUUAAUCCUGUGUGAUAUAUAUUUAAUCAUUGAAAGAUAAUUUACAAAAAAAUUGUUGUUAAAAGCCUAUAUUUAUGAAAAUAUAAAUGUGCGAACGCAUGCGAACACUA
Molecule: messenger RNA, 1410 nt
Organism: Dalotia coriaria
Lineage: Eukaryota; Metazoa; Arthropoda; Insecta; Coleoptera; Staphylinidae
Product: caspase-2-like
Exons: 3
Coding region: 71-1315 (414 amino acids)
Biological process (GO): proteolysis
Molecular function (GO): cysteine-type endopeptidase activity
Source: RefSeq, a predicted model, not a curated record